GCAGUGAAGCAGAUACGCUGGUGGCAAGGAUGACGAAGAGGAAGCAGGUCAAGAAGUUCGCCGCCGUGAAGCGGAUGAUCAAUCCCAAGGAUCCAAGACUACAAAAGACAGCACAGGAUGCAAAGAAGGCAGCGUUAAAGGGCAAAGAUGGCGUUGGCAGUAGCGGUGGCGGCGGCGGCAAGCAGCAGCCCAUACGACAUCUCCCAGCGCAGGCAUCAUCACUCUUUUUUGCGCAUAACACAGCCCUAGGACCUCCGUAUCGAGUCAUCGUAGAUACCAACUUCAUCAACUUUAGCCUGCAAAACAAGAUUGAGCUCGUGCAAGGCAUGAUGGACUGUCUCUACGCCGAGAGUAUUCCGUGCAUCACUAGCUGCGUCCUGGCCGAACUGGAAAAGCUCGGGCCCAAGUACCGCGUCGCUCUGCGCGUCGCGCGAGACCCGCGCUUCGAGCGGCUGCCCUGCUCGCAUAAAGGCACCUACGCGGAUGACUGCAUAAUCCAGCGCAUCGAAACGCACAAGUGCUACAUUGUUGCCACGUGCGAUCGCGAGCUCAGGAGGAGAGUGCGAAAAGUUCCGGGCAUUCCUCUCAUGUACAUUCAGCAGAGGCAAUACAGGAUCGAGCGCCUGCCUGACCAGGGCAUGCCCUCGUAGGGAUUCGCCCUCCGUCGCCAGAUCUUCAAGUUCACAUCUUGUCCGCAUUGCAUCAGCAGCCUCAGCAUCCCACUUGUAGUCUACUUUCGAACAAGCAUCUUCAGCGUUUCGCG
This is a messenger RNA of Tilletiaria anomala UBC 951, 763 nucleotides long. RefSeq names its product Fcf1-domain-containing protein. Gene Ontology annotation, cellular component: nucleolus; small-subunit processome. Bases 30 to 650 code for a protein of 206 amino acids. The record is from RefSeq and is a predicted model, not a curated record. The transcript is spliced from 4 exons. NCBI's taxonomy places the organism in Eukaryota, Fungi, Basidiomycota, Exobasidiomycetes, Georgefischeriales, Tilletiariaceae.